UCCCCUAAAAUCAGCUUUGCGUUUCCGGAAAACACGAGAUUGAUGAUUGCAUCAUGGAAGACAACGAUGUAAACCGGUCUGAAAUUCAGGAACAAAUCAAAGUACAAGGAGAAAUUGUUCGAAAACUAAAAGCAGACAAAGCAGAUAAAGAUAAGAUCAGUGAAGAAGUUGCCAAGCUGUUAGACCUCAAGGCAAAGCUUGGAGAUGAACCUCAAAAGUCGAAAUUUAUUCUUAAAUGUCCCAAAGGGACAAGGGACUACAAUCCCCAACAGAUGGCCAUACGAGAGGGAGUAUUCAACACUAUCAUCAAGUGCUUCAAACGCCACGGCGCUGAAACCAUUGACACACCUGUGUUUGAACUUAAGGAAACACUCACAGGUAAAUAUGGAGAAGACUCGAAGUUGAUCUACGAUUUAAAGGAUCAAGGGGGAGAACUCCUAUCUCUACGAUAUGACCUGACUGUUCCAUUUGCAAGAUAUCUUGCAAUGAAUAAAAUUCAGAGUGUGAAGCGUUACCAUAUUGCCAAAGUUUACCGCCGAGACAACCCGGCCAUGACAAGAGGCAGGUUUAGGGAAUUUUAUCAAUGCGAUUUUGACAUUGCUGGUCAGUAUGAUGUGAUGAUUCCAGAUGCUGAAUGUAUCAAACUGGUCUCAGAAAUAUUAAAUCAGCUGGAACUAGGAGAUUACAUUAUAAAGAUUAACCACAGAAAGGUCCUGGAUGGGAUGUUUGCAGCCUGCGGUGUUCCUGAUGAUAAGUUCCGGGGAGCCUGCUCGGCUGUGGAUAAGCUAGAUAAGACAUUUUGGGAAGAUGUCAGAAGUGAAAUGAUUCAGGAGAAGGGAAUUGACCCCAUUGCUGUGGAUAAAAUCGGAAAGUUUGUAGGACUUCAAGGGAGAACGGAGUUGAUUGAUAAACUUCUAGAAGACGAGUCCAUUAAAGCCCAGAAAUCUGCAGUGGAAGGGCUGGAAGAUAUACGAAUUCUUCUGAAAUAUCUGGAAUUGUAUGGAAUAACAGACAAGGUUGUAUUUGACUUGAGUCUGGCUCGAGGACUAGAUUACUACACAGGUGUCAUUUAUGAAGCAAUUUUGCAAGGCUAUGCACACACACCAAAGUCCGGUGCUGAGGGAGACGAGAGUGUCAGUGUUGGCAGCGUGGCAGGUGGUGGCAGAUACGAUGGUCUUGUGGGCAUGUUUGAUGCCAAAGGCAAAAAGGUGCCCUGUGUGGGAGUCAGCAUUGGUGUAGAAAGGGUCUUUGCAAUCAUGGAAUCUCGAGCCCUGGCUUCUAAGUUGAAGACCAGAACAACAGAGACAGAAGUGUAUGUUGUGUCUGCCCAGAAAAAUCUGGUGGAGGAAAGGAUGAGGAUCUGCAAGGAAUUGUGGGAUGCUGAUGUAAAGACUGAGCAAUCCUACAAAAGGAAUCCCAAAGCCUUGGAUCAGUUCCAGUAUUGUGAAACCAACUGUAUUCCCAUAGCAAUAAUCAUCGGUGGAUCUGAAAUCGAGAAUAAAGUGGUCACGCUCCGAAUAGUUGGCACCAGAGAAGAGGUAUAUGCAAACAAUUAUAGUACUGAACUAGUGGGAGGUAUUGGAGGGAUAGUGUUUGUGUAUCCAUUGUAUUGCAAUCAAAUUUUAGCACAAAUUGUAGACAGAUAUUUUACACAAUCAUUGCUAAUUAGCUCUGUUAAUAAUUUGCAAUAAUACUAUUGUAGUAUCUUAAUAUUUUAGUGUUGAUCAUAGAUUUGCACAUUUGUGAUUGUGCAAAAGUCUGCAAAGAUAUAAAUUCUGUACUACUAAUAGAUAAGUUAACUAGUGAGGACAUUUGUGUAAGGAGAAUAAAUACCAGGGUGAGGUACAUGAAUGAUAGGGGUAUGAGAAAGAAUAGUUUGGAACCAGAGAGGGAGUAUGACAAAGGUUAGUGGAGAGACAAAGGGAGUAUGACGGAUAGUGGAGAGUGAGAGAGGGGUAUGAGAAAGGAUAGUGGAGAGUCAGAGAGGGAGUAUGAGAAAGGAUAGUGAAGAGUCAGAGAGGGAGUAUGAGAAAUGAUAGUGGAGUCAGAGAGGGGGUAUGAGAAAGGAGUGGAGAGUCAGAGAGGGAGUAUGAGAAGGGAUAGUGGAGAGUCAGAGAGGGGGUAUGAGAAAGGAUAGUGGAGUCAGAGAGGGGGUAUGAGAAAGGAGUGGAGAGUCAGAGAGGGGGUAUGAGAAAGGAGAGUGAGAGAAUGAGUAUGAGAAAUGAUAGUGGAAAAUCAGAGAGGGGGUAUGAGAAAGGAUAGUGGAGAGUGAGAAA
Ostrea edulis (European flat oyster) is the source of this 2276-nucleotide messenger RNA. RefSeq names its product histidine--tRNA ligase-like. NCBI's taxonomy places the organism in Eukaryota, Metazoa, Mollusca, Bivalvia, Ostreida, Ostreidae. Gene Ontology annotation, molecular function: histidine-tRNA ligase activity; ATP binding. The record is from RefSeq and is a predicted model, not a curated record. Gene Ontology annotation, biological process: mitochondrial translation; histidyl-tRNA aminoacylation. The transcript is spliced from 13 exons. Bases 54 to 1691 code for a protein of 545 amino acids. Gene Ontology annotation, cellular component: mitochondrion; cytoplasm.